AUGCCAUGGAUACGGCUCAGGCGCGAGGGCAGGUGCGCCAGUGGUCAGUCCUCCCCAGGUCAUGUGCUUGACAGCGUGGCUGGUGUGCGCAGUCUUCAAGGCUAUGCGCGGUCACAUGCAGGAGGCCGUUCAGUGAGGACAAGCAGAGGCACCUCCCGCCUCUGCCGAAGCAGCCGCAGUGCCGGUGGCUCCAGUCGCACCUCCAGCGGCCAGCAGCUCAACACACUCACCCGGGAGAUGUGCUGGAGAAGAACGUACACUUGGAGGUGCUUUUGUGAUUGCGGCUCAGGUGCUCUCAGCCAGUGGUCGAUCCUCCCAGGUGAGAAAGAGAUCCUUGGAGUUCGUCCCGGAGUCGGUUCUUUCAUGAUGUUGUACCUCGCCCCGGCCUCGCUGAAGGUGCCUCAAGGACUUCCUCGGCCUCUGCAUGAAGGAAGGCCCCCCCUCCUUCGCUCCCUUCCCAGGAAGGCAGCCCAGUUCAAAGUGGGCCUCUCCUAUAUCCUUCUGUGCGUCGGCCGUGUUAUGGUCAAUGACAAUGCUCAGCGGCAAUACCUGCCAGUGGCAACAUGA
Molecule: messenger RNA, 567 nt
Organism: Symbiodinium natans
Lineage: Eukaryota; Dinophyceae; Suessiales; Symbiodiniaceae
Source: the annotation of a GenBank genome assembly